This is a messenger RNA of Polyodon spathula (Mississippi paddlefish), 853 nucleotides long. RefSeq names its product cytosolic iron-sulfur assembly component 2B (gene ciao2b). Bases 179 to 655 code for a protein of 158 amino acids. Gene Ontology annotation, biological process: iron-sulfur cluster assembly. Lineage: Eukaryota; Metazoa; Chordata; Actinopteri; Acipenseriformes; Polyodontidae. The transcript is spliced from 6 exons. Gene Ontology annotation, cellular component: cytosolic [4Fe-4S] assembly targeting complex. The record is from RefSeq and is a predicted model, not a curated record.
CUGUGAACAUCCGAUUCCAGCCAUCAGAUUUAUACUAAAGUGGAUCCACAUUACCUGCAUCCACAGCACAGAUUCAUGCAACCAGACAACCAGGAGCCUGUACUGUAAAAAGUCACAGUCAGCUAUUUAGAGUAUGUGAAGACCACCUUGUAACAAAUCUACAAGCAUUUUAAUAUAGAUGGAAGGAGCGACGCGAUUAGAAAAUGCGAACCCGUUGAUCUUCCAGCGAUCCGGGGAGAGACAACUCACCACAGAAGAGGAGGAUGAGGAGUUUGCUGACCCGAUAGAUGACAGAGAGAUUUUCGAUUUGAUCAGGACGAUUAACGAUCCAGAACACCCACUGUCACUGGAAGAAUUAAACGUAGUUGAGCAAGUGCGAGUUAGGGUGAGUGAUACUGACAGCACAGUGUCAGUGGAGUUCACUCCCACAAUCCCUCACUGCAGCAUGGCCACCCUAAUUGGUCUGUCUAUUAAAGUAAAACUGCUUCGAUCUUUACCUGAGAGGUUCAAGAUUGAUGUGCACAUUACUCCUGGUGCCCAUGCCUCUGAACAAGCAGUUAACAAACAGCUGGGGGACAAAGAAAGAGUGGCGGCUGCUUUAGAGAACUCCCACCUGCUGGAAGUUGUGAACCAGUGUUUGUCUGCCAGAACUUAACCAGAUGGAACUUUACCAGAUCCUAAAGCCAAUUGCCCAGCGCAACCGCAGUGCAAUCUGCAUCAGUUUCAAAACAGAAGUAAACAAAGCAAAGCUAAAGCACUGAAUAUAUUUCAUUUAUCCGCUAUCUGCUCUUGUGCAUACAUUUUGAUUAAAAAACAAAAAUGUAAAAAAGUUUGAAUAAAGUAUUUAUAUUAA